This is a messenger RNA of Hydatigera taeniaeformis, 3066 nucleotides long. NCBI's taxonomy places the organism in Eukaryota, Metazoa, Platyhelminthes, Cestoda, Cyclophyllidea, Taeniidae. The record is from the annotation of a GenBank genome assembly.
AUGAGUGAAAGUGUGUUGUUGCAUAAACCACUAAGUCGAGUAUUGGACGCUCUUCUUCCUUCUCCACUUGACGCCGAUGACGACAUUUUUUGCAGGCUCAAGGUUCGAGAUAUCCUUCAGAACGUCACCAGCGCUCACAGUGACCCCAAGUCGCUGUGUUACAAAUUCAGGGAUGUAUGCUUUGACAAUAAAUUGGCUGAGUCCGACCAAAUUGAUGCACAGGAUUCAAAUCCUUUGGAUUGUGUAGAUUCGCCUAAUCCAGACCUAGAUACUGGUGUCUAUGAUCCAGCUAAAGAUGAGGUCGAGAAGAAGGCUUUUAAUAGAUUUAUUGAUAGAAAUGAUAUGUCAUCUAUAAAAUUUAGGGAUAUAACCUAUAAUUGCUCGAAAAUUCCAGUUAAUAAGUCCAUAUCAGCUGAAUUUGAGGAAAAAUAUUACUUUUGUACAAACACAGAGGAAAGUGAGGAGAAUGGUAGUGCUGACCGAUCCACCAAUCUUCAUCAAAAGAUGAACGAUAGCAAUUACAAUGCUUCGGUCGAGGAAGGUGGUCUCAAAGAGGUGGGCAUGUGUCUAGUGCAAGAGAAUACGGACAGUCUGCCACCAUCAUCCGAGGUGAAUUUGCAUAAGGCAGGCGGAAAUGUGCGGACGAAGUUAAGGCUUGCUGCCAAGCUCAUGGGAAUGAGAGCACGACAAUGCAAGGUGGCCAAAAAAUGUCCCCCAAUAACUUUUGCCCUUGCAAAGGAGGUGGAACGUCUCACUGCGCGAUCGAGACACCGUCGUCAAGUCCACGAAAAGAGUCAACACUCUGAGUGGCUGCAGGAGACCGAGGUGUACGAAAAACUGGUCAGCACUCUUGAGCAAUACCAACAACUCCAGGCUCACACCACCAAAAAAACACUGCUGGAAGGGCGAAUGCAGAGUAGUGUGCUGUUCAAUGACUUGCAGAAUUGCUUCCGCAACGCCUGCUGCUUCAUGGAGGGGACUAUAAAGGGCUUACGACGGUUCGCACCUACCAGUGACAUUGUCCGCCACUGGUGGAUUAAAGCGAGUCUUCUGCUUCAAAAUAGUCUCCGACUGAAGAUCGGAACUGUCACUCGAAGUAGUAUUAGUCGUGUGCCCCUACGAGAGGAAGUGUUUUGGCUUUUCUCUCGACUCUACUUCGACUCAAACUGCAGUGAACGGCUGACGGAGUAUGGAUCUAUUGACAGCUACCUUCAAAUGGAUCAAAUGAUAGAAAUGGCGAAGUCAAGUCUACAACUACGGGGAAAACAGAGAUCUACUGUUCCGUCAGAACCUCCAAAGCUAGUAAAAGUAGAUACAAAUGAUAGUGGUUCUCGCGAGGGCACAAUAUCCACGACUGAGCUGUUCAGUCACCUCUCUGACCUUUCAUAUCUAGAGGAGCUGAAAGCAAAAUAUGCGAAUAUGCUGACUCAAAAGGAGUCGGAAGCUCACUCACCCGGUGUCUUCCAAACGGAAGUUUGCCCCCAAGGUGAAAAAGUUGGUCAACUUAAAGGCGAAAAGAACUUAAGAAGUUCGCUUGAUGAACAAAAGACAGCAAAGAGCUCAAACCCUUCGACAGUGUCAAAUGUUCUACUCCGGCUCUCCGAAAGGUCAGGUAUCACUAGUAAGAGUGAAAAAUCGGAACAAAGGGAGAACACAGUCGGCAUACUUGAUUGUGAGAAGGAUAGAGACGCAUUCCAUGAGCGACUUGAUCAUCUUCGACACAUCUAUCCGCACCCAUACUCAGUAAAAUACGUCAAGAAUUUGGCCAUCGAUGAGGACUUUAAAUUACUUCUACCAACUGAGCAAUUGUUAAAGAACAUAAUUCGUCAACUUCCACUAGAAAAUAUGGAGGAUAAGGCGGAUGAUAAUGGAGAUACCAAUGCUGAGAUGGUUCGUAGAACGAUGCGACUCUCUUUCUCUCGACUUCCUUUCCUCCUUAAAACCAUUCUACGCAAAAACGCUGUCGUUCUUGAGCCUAAUCAAGAAAUAAUUCCGAGGAUACUUGGUAUAAACGACCAAAGGAGUGAUUCCUAUAACCUUUCUGACAUGGACGCAGUCAUCUAUAGGCAACAGGAGCCUUUGCAGGGUCUGCGAGAGGGCAGCGAGAAGUACUUACUAAAAUGCCUUUCUCCAGAGUUCAUUUUUAGCGGAUCCAAGAAGAACGCUUCUGAAAACCGUGAUGGCGGUUAUGGUACACUUACGGUGUUGAUGUUGCCUCCAGAGAGCACAGAAGCUCAUGACAUUCUAGAUUUGGCAGGUCGACUGAUGGACGAAUAUGUGCCCCACAUUAAAGAAGUCUUUCAGUCCGUCUUUGAGGCGGUGAGGGCUGAUUUUGAGUGGGUUGUGGAGAGGGAUGAGGAAAUACUAGGUGUUGGUCUCACUCAUUUAGCUCGUGACCUUUUGCGCUACCGAAACACCCCGGGCCAUUGUGUGCGCUUCAAAAUUCUUUCCGUUAUAGCUGCCGCCUCUAAGAACUCCAAACUGCUAAACCAACUUCAGAUGACGGCAAAGAUGCCAAAUGGUUGGAUGGACCAGACCCUGCGGACAUUUAAUAGUGCUUAUUCAUCUUGUAGAAUAGAGGCGGCCUUUAUUGUAGCUUUUAUGGCGAAGCGUAGGAAGCUAGUGCAACGAUUCCGCCUAUCCUCCAAUUUCGAAACGUUGCUUUACGAUAUUGCAACAUCAUUGCUUCGGGCUGCCGAUUUGUUCGAGGAGGAUUUCUGUGAAAUCUUUCUAGCCCUCUCAUACCUCUUCCACUUUAUCCAGCAUCGAGCCUUAGUGGAGGCGCUCAUAGACCGCUAUUCCGCUUUUUGCUCAGUCCAACUGACUUCUGCGUGGCCACUGCUCAUUGUCUACGCCUUUCGAUUUUGGAGCACUACAACAAUAAAUGACAUGACUGUCCGUGGCAAGCGCGUGAUUGCGGCAUUGCACAGGGCUCUCUGUAAUCCCCUCUCGCGACGGAACGCGCGGAUGGCUGUGGACGCGGUGGAAAGAGCAACAACUCUACAGACUGACAUCCUCACCAGAUGGCCGACAAUCUCGGAGGCACCCGAGGAGACAACGUCUUAG